Eremothecium gossypii ATCC 10895 is the source of this 1749-nucleotide messenger RNA. RefSeq names its product ubiquitin-binding protein (gene GGA1). The transcript has a single exon. Gene Ontology annotation, molecular function: phosphatidylinositol binding; ubiquitin binding. Lineage: Eukaryota; Fungi; Ascomycota; Saccharomycetes; Saccharomycetales; Saccharomycetaceae. Gene Ontology annotation, cellular component: trans-Golgi network. Gene Ontology annotation, biological process: protein transport to vacuole involved in ubiquitin-dependent protein catabolic process via the multivesicular body sorting pathway; Golgi to vacuole transport; Golgi to endosome transport. The record is from RefSeq and is marked provisional. Bases 1 to 1749 code for a protein of 582 amino acids.
AUGUCCUCAUAUGCUGUUUACUUAUCUGAUGCACCACCUAGACGGAAUGGGAAUGCUGGAAGCUCUUUAUCUCGGAAGAUACACCGUGCAUGCAGGACGGCCUUAGAAGAGCCGGACCUAUCUUUGAACCUAGAUAUUGCAGACUAUAUCAAUUCUAAGCAAGGUGCAGCACCUCGGGAGGCCACUCUGACUAUUGUGAAGUUAAUUAAUUCGCAGGGGACACACACUGCCAUCUUUGCGCUGGCGUUGUUGGACGUGCUUGUCAAGAACUGUGGGUAUCCUGUGCACUUGCAGAUAUCUAGGAAAGAGUUCUUAAAUGCUCUUGUCAAGCGGUUUCCAGAACGACCACCAAUGGCGUACACGAAGGUUCAGUGCUUAAUAUUGACGGCCAUCGAAGAGUGGUACCAGACGCUUUGCAAGUACUCGAAGUACAAAGAGGACAUGAAAUACAUUCGGGACAUGCAUAGUCUGCUAAAGUACAAGGGAUACGUCUUCCCAAAGAUUAAGCAAGAAGAUUUAGCUGUGUUACGCCCCGGGGAUCACUUAAAAACGCCUAGCGAACUCCAAAAGGAACAGGAAAUUGCCCAGGCUGCCAAACUGGAGGAGUUAAUUAGGCGUGGAAGGCCGGAGGACUUGCGGGAAGCUAACAAAUUGAUGAAAAUUAUGGCAGGCUUUAAGGAAGACAACAUUCUUAAUGUCAAGCAAACACUGACGGAAGAAUUGACAAAGUUAAAGCGGAAGGCUGACCUUCUCAGCGAAAUGCUAGCUACAGGUGACAGUUCUGCGUUGGACAACGACACUGUUACCGAAUUAUAUAGCGCGCUAAAAUCUUCGCAACCCAAAUUUCAAAAGAUAAUCGAAGAAGACAACUCUGACGAUUCUAUGGUUCAAGAUAUACUGAAAUUUAAUGAUAAGGUCAACCAACUAAUUCAGCAGUACCAGCUCUUGAAGAAAGGAAAGGCUGAUGAUGUAAUUCCGCUCCAUGUUCCAGCACAGUCCACUUCAAAGAAUGGAGAAGGGACCACGCUAGCAAAUGAAAUUAACUUGAUAGAUUUUAGUGACACAACUAAUGAUGAACCUAGUUCAAAUGUCACUGGAGAUAACUUUGAUGAUCUGCUUGGUGAGCUAAACUCUCUAAAUCUUUCCCAACCACAAUUAUUUGGACUAGGAGCUAUAUCUCUAGGCGCCUCAACUCCAUCCGCACCAGUGGAGACAGCAGUUCACCAUAAUACGGUGGACCUAUUAGGCGACUUCUCGUCAUCACGCUUAUCGUCGGUUACUGCAGCGUCGGCCACUGCAGCUUCAGCAGUUACAGCCUCGGCUUCACCCUCUACUGACUUUGACUUAUUGGAUGGAUUUGCCAGCUCAUAUGGUUCAGAUACGGGCGCUGUUAAAAAUUCAACCACUCGUUCGGUUGUUUCUGAAUCACAGAACCUGAAGUUAGAAUUCGAAAUCAGUAAAAUUAAUGCGUCCAAAAUUAGGGUUACAUCUUACUUCUCGAACAUGUCUGACUCCCGUCUAGACGACUUAUCAUUUUUGGUGGCCGUUCCCAAGUCCUGUGCUCUAAAUCUUCUACCACAGUCCGAUAACACUAUACCAGCUAAGACCGCAGAUGGUAUCACACAGGAAGGCCAUAUAGUUAUCCCAGAGGGCUUCUCAAAACCAUUAAAGGUUAAAUGGAAGGUCACCUAUAAAAUGAAUGCGGUGCCGAUCGAAGAAGGAGCGGUCUUCACGCUUCCAAAAAUUUGA